AUUGCACAACCUUGGUGACGUUUACAGAGUUAGACGUUCAUGUUCAAGAGAGACCUUUGACCCUGCAGUCAGUGCGCGCCCUUCAGCUCGUCGGAUCAGGACAGGACUGCCGAAACAAAAGAUCUACGAGUUUUCAUGAAGAAACAUUGACGACUGCACUAGUCAUGGUGUGCUUCUGCUGGCUUUCCCUGGCCGCUGUCGGGCUCUUCGCCGCGGUCUGGUGGUUCUUCAGAGACUCCGGUCGCAUCACCGGCAUCCACGAGAAACACGUCCUGGUGACGGGCUGCGAUAGCGGCUUCGGGAACCUCGUGGCGCGGCAGCUCGACCAGCGGGGGUUUCGAGUAAUCGCCGCGUGUCUCACCGAACCUGGUGCCUCCCGCCUGCGCGCGAUGGCCUCCCCCAGACUCAACACGCUUCUGCUCAAUGUUACCGACAGCGCGAGCAUCAAGCGCGCCGUGGAGCGCGUGCGCACGGAGACCGGGGAGAGAGGUCUGUGGGGUUUAGUCAACAACGCUGGCAUCUCGAUCCCCAUCGGCCCCACAGAUUGGAUGCAGCUGGAGGACUUUAAGAAGGUUCUGGACGUGAACCUCAUCGGCCUUAUUGAGGUGACGCUGAACUUUCUUCCUCUGCUGAAGAAGGCCCGGGGUCGGGUGGUGAACGUGGCCAGCAUACUGGGCAGACUCUCACUUGUCGGAGGAGGAUAUUGUCCCUCUAAAUGGGGUGUGGAGGCGUUCUCUGAUAGCUUGAGGAGGGAGAUGAUGCACUUUGGAGUGAAGGUAAGUAUCAUCGAACCAGGCUUCUUUAAAACACAAGUAACAGAUCUGAGCCUCAUUGAAGAUGAUCUGAAGAAACGGUGGAAUAACCUGCCAGCAGAGGUCAGGAGAGCCUACGGAGACUCAUACCUGCAGGAUUAUUUAAAGGCGCAGGCUUUUUCCAUGAGGAUUGUGGCCAGUAGUGACCUUUCCAAAGUGACGUCAUGCAUGCAGCACGCUCUUUCAGCACGUUAUCCCCGAACACGCUACGCCGCCGGCUGGGACGCCAAGUUUCUCUGGAUUCCCCUGUCAUACCUGCCUACUUGUGUAGCAGACGUCUUCAUGAACUUUCUACUGCCUACUCCAAAGAGCACCGUUCCAGAGGAUCACUGAACAGGCCACUACACUCAAUAGAUCAAGACAAGCAUCUUGGUUGUAAAUUUAAAUCAUAUUCAACGAAGUGUUUUUGUCUUUGAAACUGUGGUUGCUGUAUGCAACAAAUGCAAUCAAAUAAACAUGAAUUUUAUACA
Pimephales promelas (fathead minnow) is the source of this 1282-nucleotide messenger RNA. RefSeq names its product retinol dehydrogenase 1 (gene rdh1). Lineage: Eukaryota; Metazoa; Chordata; Actinopteri; Cypriniformes; Leuciscidae. The record is from RefSeq and is a predicted model, not a curated record. Gene Ontology annotation, biological process: steroid metabolic process. Gene Ontology annotation, cellular component: intracellular membrane-bounded organelle. Gene Ontology annotation, molecular function: oxidoreductase activity.